GUGAGAGAGAAUGGAAAAAAGAGGGGGACAAAAAGAGGAGAAAGAGGAAAAGACAGAUAAAGAAGAGUGAGUGAAAGAGACAGAAGAGAGAGAAACUUUCUGUCUUUUCAAAACUCCAACUUCCCUCCCACUCCCUCUCCCUCUACCAGCUCUCUCUCUCUCUCUCUCUCUCUCUCUCUCUCUCUCUCAGACUCUCUCUGCUCUCUGCCCUGCAGCAGUAAAGAGGACGGCUCUCCUUCACUCACCCACUCUGGGAGUCGGUCUCUAGAGAUCCAGUGAGCGAGCGACCGGAGCCCCGGCAAGUGGACCCCAUGGCUUUUUCACACUUAAAAUGAAAAAGAAAAAGACUCUCUGCCUGCGUGUGUGAUCUGCGUGUUUUGAGUCCGAAGCGAAGAGUUUUCUGUGGAACACACUCCCGCGCUCCGUUUGGCUCAGGAAGUCACGGCCGCUCCGAAAAAAACGGCAGGAAAAGACGGAUAAAAACGCGUUCGGAUUCAACCAGAAGUGCAGUCUAUGGAAAUGCAGGAUCUAGCCAGUCCGCACAGUCGAGUCAGUGGCAGCAGUGAAUCCCCCAACGGCCCCAACCUCGAUAACACGCACAUCAACAACAAUUCCAUGACACCAAAUGGCACUGAAGGUGAUAACAUCACUAUGCUUACCACAGCUGACUGGUUGUUAAGUUCUAGUUCACAGUCUGCUGCAGUUAAAACAGAGCCAAUGAGCAGCAGUGACAUCACCACCUCUGUAGCAGACGGCUCGUUAGACAGCUUCUCAGGAUCAGCCAUUGGAAGCAGUGGCUUCAGCCCAAGACAAACGCACCAGUUCUCUCCGCAGAUUUACCCUUCCAACAGAACGUAUCCUCAUAUUCUUCCGACUCCUUCGUCUCAGAACAUGGCUGCGUACGGUCAGACGCAGUACACCACAGGAAUGCAGCAGGCCGCAGCCUACGCCACUUACCCUCAGCCAGGCCAGCACUACGGCAUCCCAGCCUACGGUCCAUUGUGGGCAGGCAUCAAGACAGAAAGCGGGCUGAGCCAAUCCCAAUCUCCAGGCCAGAGCAGCUUCCUCAGCUACAGCUCCAGCUUCUCCACACCACAGACGGGACAGGCACCCUACAGUUACCAAAUGCAAGGAGGCAGUUUUACAACAACAUCCGGACUGUACGCAGGAAGCAAUUCGCUCACAAACUCAACUGGAUUCAAUAGUACACAACAGGAUUACCCUUCCUACCCAGCAUUUGGACAGGGCCAGUAUGCACAGUAUUACAACAGCAGCCCCUACACAUCACCCUACAUGACCAGCAACAACACCAGCCCCACCACUCCGUCCACCACUGCCACCUACAUCCUGCAGGAGCCCCCGUCCGUCACCAGCCAAGCACUCACUGACCAGCCUGCAGGAGAGUACAGUACAAUCCACAGUCCAUCAACCCCCAUUAAAGAUUCAGAUUCGGAUCGAUUGCGUCGGGCUUCGGAUGGAAAGUCACGUGGCCGAGGGAGAAGGAAUAACAACCCGUCUCCACCGCCAGACUCUGACCUUGAGCGCGUGUUCAUCUGGGACUUGGAUGAAACAAUCAUCGUUUUCCAUUCCUUACUCACGGGGUCUUACGCCAACAGAUACGGAAGGGAUCCUCCGACGUCAGUGUCUUUGGGACUGAGGAUGGAAGAGAUGAUUUUCAACCUGGCGGAUACGCAUUUAUUCUUCAAUGACUUAGAAGAGUGCGAUCAGGUCCACAUCGACGACGUGUCCUCUGAUGACAACGGUCAGGAUCUGAGCACGUAUAACUUCAGUACAGAUGGGUUCCACGCUGCUGCCACCAGUGCCAACCUCUGCCUGGCCACGGGGGUGAGAGGAGGAGUGGACUGGAUGAGAAAACUGGCCUUCCGCUACAGACGAGUAAAAGAAAUUUACACCACCUACAAAAACAACGUCGGAGGACUGCUCGGCCCAGCCAAAAGGGAAGCCUGGUUGCAAUUGAGAGCAGAAAUUGAAGCUUUGACGGACUCCUGGUUAACACUGGCACUGAAAGCACUAACAUUAAUCCACUCAAGGUCGAAUUGUGUGAACAUCUUGGUGACCACAACACAGCUCAUACCUGCCCUCGCCAAGGUCCUGCUCUAUGGACUGGGAGUAGUCUUUCCUAUAGAAAAUAUUUAUAGCGCCACAAAAAUAGGCAAAGAGAGCUGCUUCGAGAGAGUAAUUCAGAGGUUUGGGAGAAAAGUUGUUUACGUGGUGGUGGGGGAUGGAGUAGAAGAGGAGCAGAGCUCCAAAAAGCACAAUAUGCCCUUCUGGAGGAUCUCCAGUCAUUCGGACCUCAUGGCCCUGCACCAUGCGCUGGACCUGGAGUACUUGUAGCACUGAGACAGCCUGUCCACACGGCCCUGUCCGCCCGUCUCCAGCCCUGUAGCCCUGUUUCACGCUCCAAAGCACCACCGAAAUAUCAUCAAUGCAUCACUGGGUCAGCCGAGUGUCCACCAUAAAAGCAAAAAGAAGAUUAAUCCGUAUGUUCAGAGAGUGAAAUCUGCGUGACCUGGUCAGCGCAUUGAUGUCGACCCACGAUUCGUCUUAACUCUAAAGCUUGUUCUCAAAGUCGGAGGAGAGUGAAUUUAUGAGGCUGCAGCUGCUGGCCAUGGUUACUGUGAAUGAGCUUCUUUUCUAAAGCCGUCAAAAUGUUUUACGGCCCGGCCCGCGCGAGGGUUCACACCUGUGAGGAAACCAGAGCUACUGGAGCUUUUGGAACUUCGCAAGGCUCCGACCCCACUGAGAUUCAGCCUAAUCCCCCCCCUACUCCUCGCCUUUAUUCUGUCUCCUUUUCUCUCCACAUAUCUCUAUCCAAUGGUACAGAGACAGCGGGGCAGCUCGGUCAGCCCUGGGUUAAAAAAGAAAACAAAAAAAAAA
Molecule: messenger RNA, 2898 nt
Organism: Colossoma macropomum (tambaqui)
Lineage: Eukaryota; Metazoa; Chordata; Actinopteri; Characiformes; Serrasalmidae
Gene: eya1
Product: EYA transcriptional coactivator and phosphatase 1
Exons: 18
Coding region: 514-2355 (613 amino acids)
Biological process (GO): positive regulation of DNA repair; cell differentiation; multicellular organism development
Cellular component (GO): nucleus
Molecular function (GO): protein tyrosine phosphatase activity
Source: RefSeq, a predicted model, not a curated record